Bursaphelenchus okinawaensis is the source of this 2874-nucleotide messenger RNA. The record is from the annotation of a GenBank genome assembly. NCBI's taxonomy places the organism in Eukaryota, Metazoa, Nematoda, Chromadorea, Rhabditida, Aphelenchoididae.
AUGGACGGGCUAUCGGGAGUGGCGGCGGACCAGCUUCAUCAGCUGAGCCUCGGCCUCAACGCCAAUCUACCCGCCCUCCAAACCAAUCAUGUAGUCCUCGCUUCGCAGCCCAACUCUGGUCAGCCUAGUCCAGUAGCAGUGCAGUCAUCGAUGGAGCUGCAAAUCGACUUUACUCGACCUGAUGCUCAACGUACUCGACCGCUUCUCAUCGAUGGUAAACGGUUGUACGUUGAUGAGCAUUACAUCUCGGUAUGGUCACCUAUAUUGAGGUCAUGGUGCACAGAAUGUCCGGAUCGAGAGUUGAUACUGGCUAAUGUACAGUAUGAUCAUGUGCUGGAGAUGCUAUUGGCUAUACAUCCGACUUACAAGACUAUCGAUGAACAAGUUGUACAUAUCCUACUGCCACUCGCUUACGACUAUCAGGUAGGGUGGUGUAGGGUGUAGUAGGGUAGGGUAGGGUACAGUGGGUUGGGUAGGGUACGGUACACUACGGUACGGUAAAAAAUUUUUCAAAUUUAAAUUUUAGAUGGAAGGCCUGCUACAUCGUUGCGAGUGUUUCCUCAUAGUUCACAAACUGCCGUUUUUGGAAAAAGUCUGGCUAGCCGACCGCUACAAACUAAAUCGACUGCUAGCUUUGUUACUACGAGAGCUAAAACCAUCACAUAGGCUAGACCUGAGUGGCACAAGAUACUAUGGACUUUCAGACCGAGUAAAAGUUCUUUUAUUAGAACGAAUGCACGGAUCUCCACCACCUGAUGUAAGUUGACAUUUUUUAGUUUUUUCAAAUUUUAGGCGGUCCGAUUCACAAAAAAUUAUAGCCAUAUCUUCAGAAGAACAUUCUGUAACUUAAUGUAAAAUACGAGCUUAACCUAACUGAUCAACUACUUUCAGGAGCUCCCCGAACCCCCAGUCGACAUGGAUCACUUCCUCAACCCAAGUGAUCUAAAUUUCGCUUCGGUCAGAGGCAAAAGCGGACGAUCGUACAAUGUAAACCCAUAUUAUGUAGCAGCAUGGUCAAAUGUGUUUCAAGAACGACUAUUUACACUCAACAGUACGGACGAUAUUUAUUGUCCUUGUACUCAUGAAGAGCUCAAAUACUUCCUUAUGGCUAUUUAUCCACCGCAGCUGAGGAUUACUGGUAGGUGGGGUGGGAAAAAGGGGUGGUUUUGGGCUUAGUAGUAAUUAAAGAUGGUUGAGUUUGGUAGUAAAAGGAAGGUAAAAGACCAGUUAUAUACAUAAUUAAGUUAUAUUUGACCUAUUUUUAAUGGGCGUGGGUAAUAUUAAAAUUUGUAAAAAUUAUUGGUUUUUUUGCGGAAGACGGAUUUCAGGGUAGGGGUGAUAAAUAACCUUAUUUCGGGCAUGGUACAAAUUAAAAAUGGUUGAAUUUGGUAUUAAAACAAAUUUAAAAGACCAGUGAAUAUAAAACUACGUUGUGUUUGACCAGUUUAUAAAGGGCGUGGGUAAUACUGAUUUUAAAAAAAUUUACAAGAUGUUUUGGGUAACAUGGAUUUUAGGGUAGGGGUGGUAAAUAGGGCCGGCUCCGCAAUUGGUACUGUAUGAAAAUAGUUGUGUGUGGUACUAAAAUGUAGCCAAAAGACUACGAAAGCCUAUAUUAAGUUUAAUGUGACCUAACUUUAAAGGGCGUGGGUAAUAUUGAUUUUUUAAAACUUCUUUUGACCUUUUAUAUUAAUAUGAAUUUUAGUAAAGGGGUGCUAAAAAGAUUGUUUUUGGGUUUGGUACUCUCUUAAUACUAUUGUGUUUGGUACUAAAAUAUAGCUAAGAGACCAGAAAAUUGACAUAAACGUUUUUAAAGCGGGAAGGGUAAAACGAUUUUUCUAGUUUUAAGUAAUGCCGACUUUUUCAGAAUCCAACAUAGGACCAGUACUAAUGGCCGCGUGCAAAAUGGAAUCUCAAGGUUUGCUUCGAAAAUGCGCUCAACUCCUUCUGAACCCUCAAACUCAGUUAUCAGUGUUUGUCAGGCUCUCGUUGUUAGAUAGAUGUAAACUUCAAGACUUGCUAGCUCAAUGCCUAACCAUGGUGAAUCGACCUGAAGACAUUGUGGAGAUGUCGCAACAACAGACGUGUGAGUUUCUUCGUAUUUUUAUGUAGGGUAGGGUAGGGUAAGGUAGAGUAGGGUAGAGUAGGGUAGGGUAGGGUAGGGUAGAGUAGGGUAAGGUAGGGUAGAGUAGAGUAGAGUAGGGUAGGGUAGGGUAGGGUAGGGUAGGGUAGGGGUAGGGUAGGGUAGGGUAGGGUAGGGUAGGGUAGGGUAGGGUAGGGUAGGGUAGGGUAGGGUAGGGUAGGGUAGGGUAGGGUAGGGUAGGGUAGGGUAGGGUAGGGUAGGGUUGGGUAGGGUAGGGUAGGGUAGGGUAGGCUAGGGUAGGGUUGGGUAGGGUAGGGUAGGGUAGGGUAGGGUAGGGUAGGAUAGGGUAGGGUAGGGUAGGGUAGGGUAGGGGGUAGGGUAGGGUAGGGUAGGGUAGGGUAGGGUAGGGUAGGGUAGUGUAAUAUGAACCAACAAGUAAUAUCUGAAAUAUGUCAAUUCCAGAUGACUGCCUAUCAGUCCGAGCCCGAGCCGAACUAAUGGACCGGUUCAGCCAACUUUCUGGCCAAUCUAACUUCCAACGUCACUUAUGUCAUCGCUGUAAAUCCCAAUCCCUAUGCCAUGAUGUCACGUGGAUGUGUCCUCAAUGCAAGACCUACUCAAGUGAGAAUCCAGCUGUUCAGCGACAACAAGCUCAGGUCUCAGCAGCUGCACCACCUGCUGUACCUGGCGUUCAGCUACAAGCUGCAACUGGCCAUACUCGAGGCUCGAAUAGGUCGUUAAAUCAACAACAAGGAGCUGUUAACAGUACUAAUCAUGUUAAGCAGUAUCGAUAG